This is a messenger RNA of Gossypium raimondii (Peruvian cotton), 950 nucleotides long. Its product is annotated as germin-like protein subfamily 2 member 4. The transcript has 2 exons. Gene Ontology annotation, cellular component: plasmodesma; cell wall. Bases 87 to 743 code for a protein of 218 amino acids. Gene Ontology annotation, biological process: regulation of root development; plasmodesmata-mediated intercellular transport. The record is from RefSeq and is a predicted model, not a curated record. Gene Ontology annotation, molecular function: manganese ion binding. NCBI's taxonomy places the organism in Eukaryota, Viridiplantae, Streptophyta, Magnoliopsida, Malvales, Malvaceae.
UCCAACAAUCAAAACACAAACUUUUCUCUGCAUUUUUUUUUUCUCUUACCUAUCAAUUGUCCCUUUUUUGCUUGUAAUUUAUCUUCAUGGCUGCCAUGGUUUCUGCAUAUUUCUUCGUGUUUCUAGCUCUCUUUGGCAUGGUUGCAUCUGACCCUGAUCAUCUCCAGGAUCUCUGUGUAGCUAACAAAGCUGCAGGAAUAAAGGUGAAUGGAUUUCCUUGCAAGGAGGAAGCGAAUGUUACGGAAGCUGAUUUUUUCUUUAGCGGUUUAGCCAAUCCAGGAGUCAUCAACAAUUCAGUGGGAUCAGUGGUAACAGGAGCCAAUGUGGAGAAAAUUCCAGGGCUCAACACCCUUGGAGUGUCACUUGCUCGCAUUGACUAUGAACCUGGUGGCCUUAACCCGCCCCACACUCACCCACGUGCCACUGAGAUCAUCUUUGUUCUCGAUGGUGAAUUGGAUGUUGGGUUCAUCACUACAUCAAACAAGUUGAUCUCCAAAUCCGUCAAGAAAGGCGACAUAUUUGUCUUCCCCAAGGGACUGGUACAUUUCCAGAAGAACAAUGGCGAGAAGCCAGCUUCCGUGAUUGCAGGAUUCAACAGCCAGUUGCCUGGAACUCAAUCUAUUGCCGCUACAUUGUUUACUUCGACGCCCCCAGUGCCAAACAAUGUAUUGACCAAGGCCUUCCAAAUUGGCACCAAGGAAGUCGACAAAAUAAAAAAUAAGCUUGCCCCUAAGAAAAGCUAAGCUAAAUGAGGCAUCGAAGAGGCUAACUAAGGCAAAACCAUCAAAUUCUAGUUUCCAUGGAUGAUACUACUUUUGUAUGAAUAAUAUCUCAAAUUUCAUAACGUUUUGUGGGUAAUAAUGAUCAGUGCAGAUAUUCGUAUAUAAACAUAUUCUAUUUCUAUGGAAUUGAAUAAUGGAAAUUUAAGACCAAAAGGUUGUUUGGAGCAA